Colletotrichum orchidophilum is the source of this 975-nucleotide messenger RNA. RefSeq lists its product as uncharacterized. The record is from RefSeq and is a predicted model, not a curated record. Lineage: Eukaryota; Fungi; Ascomycota; Sordariomycetes; Glomerellales; Glomerellaceae. Bases 1 to 975 code for a protein of 324 amino acids. The transcript is spliced from 2 exons.
AUGACGAAAGCUUGGAAAGAGCACAAGGACGUUAUCGCAAGGCUCUACAUCAAGGAGAAUCGCACCCUGGAAGAGGUCCGGGAUAUUAUGCAACGUGAAUACAACUUCAAGGCUUCGACAAGAUCGUACCGCCAGCACUUUGACCAGUGGGACUUGUCAAAGUACAACUGCAAGAAGCGUACAGCCCGCCGUCAGAGCCGUGACUACCAGCAGUACCCCGGACUGCAGCAGCAGUAUACCCCCACCACAGGAGCUGCCGCCGCCGCCGUGGUCGUCGUCCAGGAGAGUUAUCCAAUGAGUCCGCAGAGCUACAGCAGCAGAAGCAGCGGUAGCGGCAGCGACAGCAUGAGCCCAGAGUCCGAAAUGGACAGUGGCAGUGGCAGUGGCAGGGUUGACGAUGUGGAUGUCAGCCAGUCUUAUGGGGGCCAUCACUACACGUACGCGGGCCAGAGCCAGAGCCAGAGCCAGAGCCAGAGCCAGAGCCAGAACCAGAACCAAACCGUCGUGCAUCAACAGUACACCCACCAGCACCAACAUCAGCAGCUGGAGCAGCACCACCGGCAGCGUCCGUCAUGGGACAACCAGGUGCCACGGAGCAUGAGCUCGCCGUGGGACCAAGCUGCCCUCCCCAGCCCUCCUGCGGAUCUGGGUGGUGGUGACUCGUUCUUUCAGAUGUCCGGGACAGCGGAGGCCUUGUCCGCUGCGCAGGCCUCGCAUACUCCUCGUCCGCAGACGUACUCGACGGCGGUGAUUCAUCCCGAGCAGUACCACCACCAGCACCAGCAGCACCAGCAACAGCACCAGCAGCAGCACCAGCACUACCAUAGGCAGCAACAGGGUGCAGCUCCUCGGGUACUGCCGAGGCGGAUGUUGGCUCCGGCACCUGCUCCGCAGCGUCCGGUGAGACCGGAGCGACGGGAGUCCCUUCCGUAUCAUGACGCUAUACACUGCGGAUUUCGUCGGUCAGGACUGUAA